AUGUCUACUUCAACUGCCCCAACUGCUACUGCUCCACUUGCAAAGAAAGACUGUCACUGUGACUUGUUAACUUGGAAAGAUCCUGUGAAGACUGGUAAGGUCUUCGGUACCAUCAUUUUUACUUUACUUGUUCUUAAAACAGUGAACUUGUUCAACAUUUUCUUCCAUGUUGCCUACAUUGGAUUAUUGGGUAUGUAUUUUGACUAUAUAAGUAAAAAUGCCAUUUUGGGUAUAUUCAUUCCUCGGUAUGAUGACAGGUUACUAACAAUUACUUCUAGUUUCUGCUAUUCUUGAAUACGUAGGUAAAUUCGUUGUUGGUGAAGGAUUUGUCUCUAAAUACAAGCCUGCUACCAAGACUUAUGCUAAGAAAAUCAAUGACGAAAUUUUACCACACGUUGCUGAGUUCAACGAGAAAUUUGAAGCUGAAAUUCAAAAGAUACUCUAUGCUCAUGACCUUGAAGCCACCUUGAAGGCUGCAGGUAUCUCUUACAUCUUGUACAAGAUUACCUCCUUGUUUUCUUUAUACACCUUGAUUACUAUUUUUGUUGUCUUGGCUUUCACUGUUCCAGCUGUCUACGUUAGAAACAAGAAGGAAAUUGAUGCUGCUAUUGCUCAAUAUUCUAAGUUAGCCAAGGAAAAGACUUCGGAAUACACCAAAUUGGCACAAGAUAAGGCUGCUCCACAAUUGGAAGCUUUAGCUCAAAAGACUGGACCAAUUGGUGCUAUGAUUAAGAACUGCUUGCCUACUAGAACUGCUGGUUCAACUGUUGGUGAUAACAGAGAUAUCUCUUUUGAAGGUUCUGCAUCAGCUGCUUCUACUGGUGCUUCUACUGGUGCCUCUAAAUUCCCAGAUGUUCCAUCCACAGGUUUAUCUGGCACCCAAGAAUUUGUUGACGAAACAAAGACUAUUCCAGAAUCUUUUUAA
Molecule: messenger RNA, 925 nt
Organism: Debaryomyces tyrocola
Lineage: Eukaryota; Fungi; Ascomycota; Pichiomycetes; Serinales; Debaryomycetaceae
Source: the annotation of a GenBank genome assembly